GUGGUUGAGUUGACUUCUGCUGAUGGAUUAAUCGUACACUAAAAAAAUCAAAUGAUUACUCUUAAGAUUCAAGACACGUUCUCGUGGAAUGUUUGAAGGAAUUCAUUGCCGAUCGACGAUUUGUGCACACAAUGAGCAGCGGUCCCCCGCCACAGCCCGUCGCCGACCCCCAAGAGGACGAGGAGCUACUGAGUACGGACGGUGCCAUGGACAGCGUCCUCCUCGCCUGCUCCAAGCAGCACAGCCCAUCCUCUGACCUAAACGGCUACUUCUCUGAACUCAACAAUGGCAGAACGCAGCCCUCCUACUACAGGACUCAACAAUUCGCCUCCAGUCUCUCCGCAACCAGCAACAGCAGCAGAGCCUGCUGCAGCCCACAGCCCGGCUCCAGCUACGUCCCCUACCAGAGGCCUCUGGGUCUGCCCGCCGGAUACAUCCAGCCCACACCUUACCCCAGCCGCACAGAGUCCUCCUCCCUGGGCACGGUGGGCCGCUGUGGCGACUCCUGGUGCCACCUAGUCCCUCCAGACAGCUGUGGAUCUCCGGAGGACUACUCCAGCGAGGCACUGCGGUCCUCCAUGGUGCCCAGAGGCUCCUCGGACUACCCGUCCUCAGACAAGAGCUUGGGUGUGAGCUUGGGCUCGUCCCACUGCGGCUCCCUGCCUCCCCCUGGGAGGAGCAGUCUGCAUCAGGCAGGCAGCCUGGAGCAGCCGCGAUCCCUUCACUCACUCCCUAUGCCAGCAGCUGUUGCUCCACACAGCCACUACCACCACCACCACCCACACUUACAGCCACACCCAGUGCCCAGGACAGCCUGCUGCCCACGCUGCCCCAUAAAGGUGCUGAGGAUAGACCCGGUACCCCACCCAGACCACGGGAACCAGCGGGCCCACGGACCCUCAUGCCCUAACGGACUCUGGCCUUUACACAGAACCUGCUUUAACAGGGACCAGACUCCAGCCAUCCCCGCCUCAAACUCGGACCCAACACAGCUCUCAAUAGAACAGAGAAAGGUGUUUGUGACGUAUGAGAAAGAUAGUGACGAGCAUCAGAAGGAGGUCAUCAACUUUGUGGCACUUCUGAGACACAAUGGCUUCUUCACACACAUUGACAUGUUUGAGCAACAGUACCGAAGCAUCAACAAGAUCGACUUCAUGGAACGAUACAUCAGUGAGAAAGACUACUUGAUCAUUUUUGUCAUCAGUCCAAAGUACCACCAGACAGUGACAAACACGCCAGCAUACCCAGAAGACGAUGAAACCCUCAACACUGUUUACAUUCAUAAACAGCUUCAGAAUGAAUUUAUUCAGAAUGGCUGCAAGAAUUUCAGGUUCAUACCCAUUCUCUUCCCAGGAGCCAGAAAGUGCCAUGUCCCCACGUGGCUUCAGAACACCCAUGUCUACAGCUGGCCCAGGGACUGUGAUGACAUUUUGCGGAGGCUGAUGCGUGUGGAGAAAUACAACCCCCCACCCAUCGGCCCCCUGCCCACCAUCGUCUCUGUGCCCAUCUAAGGGGCGCCCAUUCCAGCCCCGCACACAAAAUGUCCUUAUAGUUCCCUUUUUUGGUUUUCCUAUCGUGAGGACAUUUGACCCUCACUCACAACCAUAGAAAUCUGUUUACAUACAUACACACUCUCUCUCACACACACAUUUACAAAAACCACUUGGCAAUGCAACAGCAGGACAUUGUGUGUGCCAAUCUUGGACACUCUCCAAACACACUUUCACAGGAGACUUUUCAAAAAUGCUCAUCUAGUACACCUUGAAUGUUCAUAUGUAUACAGUAUGUUUAAUCAAAACCAACAUUUAAAAAAUGGUUGUACAUAAUGAGUCUGUUAUAUGAAUGUAAUGGUUGAAUGAAAUAGCCAAUUAUGCUCUAUUGUAAUAAUAAAAUAGACAGCCUUGAUGCACAGUAGUAACUUUCCACAUACAGUAUGUUACCCUGCACAAACAGGGGCAUGGACACAUAACAGUGUAAUGUUAGUAAUAAUGCCUGAUGUAGGGCACAUACUGUAGCCUACAUAUUGACAUGUAUGAUGUGCUAUAUGUAUUUCCAUACAAAAAUAUGUCCUUCAGUGUAUAUAGAAAUAGUGUUAAAUGCAGUGUACACUCGUUAGCGACCAGAAAUGUUGUUUUGAAAAAGUACAUCGAAAAUACAGUAUUGGGGGUGCUGGUGCCACCCUGCAGGUUGCCAUCGUGUUUCAAGUUGUUUGGCAUCUUCAUCCGUUAUGAUGGUUCCACCUUCCACACAUGCAGCUCAAAUUAAGUCUACUGGAAAAUGGUAAUGAUAUCUGAAAGGACAAUUUUUUUCAUCACAUUUAUCCAUUGUGUGGGUAAUUCUCGGCUGGUCUUCUGGGGUCAUCCUCAGCCCUCAAGGCUCUUGUCAUCUGGUGUUCACAGGUACCUGGUCUCUGGUUCAACAAGGCAUCAACAGGGAAUACCACCUGCGGUAAAAGACAGAUCAUAGACAGACAGGGACGAAGGGGUGACAGCAAAGCAUCAAGGAUAUCUGGGCUUACAUAACUCGAAUGCAAUGUCCCUGCCAUUGACUUCAAUGUUAAAUGCAUCAUGGCAGUGAUUAAGGCAAAGACAUUUCUGACCAAAUAUUAGACAUUGUUGACGUGCUAUUAAGAAAGUACAUUUCCAACUGAUUUGAUGUGACACGAAUUUCUUUCUUUUUUUUCUGAAGAAAAUUGUGAUUUAAUCACUGGAAGCCCAAAAUAUGUAAGAAUAAAUAAACACAUUAUUGGAAAGGCCUAAUUUAAAAUGUGGGCCAUGAAUCUAUAAUCUAUGAAAGUUUAAUAUUAUUGAUGGAAUUAUGGAAAUAAACUUUUUCACGAUAUUCAAAUUUUAUGGCCAGCACCAGUAUAUCAAUAGGUCGUGCCUAAUCGUUAACACUAUUUGACACUCCCAACCCCCUGCGCAAGACAUUACAUGUUUUAUGAAAGAACACUCGUCAUGAGCAUUAAAAGUGCACAGGUUUAUUUCCAGAAUUCAUACUGCCCAUUCACAAAUGUUACCCUUUUCAUACCAACCUCCACCAUUCAUUAUGACUUGACUAAGUAUUCAUUAUGAGUAUGACUAGGAAAUUUUCACUUUUCAUACAUGGAAAGGGGAAUCUUCUCCAAUGUCCAGAAUAGACAUUUUAGCUGCAAAACUUUCUGUACUUAACUUUGGUCAUACUGGUAAAUAUUGGUUUAUUUUGUAAUUUUAUUUUUAAAAAAGAUUUGGCAGAAGACAGCACAGUUUCAAUUAGCAGCGUAGUUGCAAUACCUACUCUGGCCAUCCUACACAGUGCACCUUUAACAACUUGUUUCAUAUGAUGAAUAUCAAUGACAGCUGUGACAUAAUGUAAUGAUAACAUGGGCGGUACUAGGCAGGAGCCUGCUACGGAGCCUGCAUCGAGCAGCCGAUGAUAUAAAAAUUAAUGUUUAAAAGCUGAAUUUCUUGCCAAUAUAUUUUUGCCAUAAUAAUAACAAGGACUAUUUGUAUAGCACAAUUCCAACAAGGCAUGCAGCUCAUUGUGCUUUAAGUUACCGGUAUAUUAAAUACAAAAUGUGUUGAUUAACCCAUUGAUGCUGGAUACUGAGUAAAAUGCAACAUUGACCCUAGCGCCAGGAGCUGCAUGAUGUGGGUAAAAAAAGAUGGUAUAUUGGAGCUGAAUGAACAUGUUUUAAUGCAGGAUGAGGGUCUCAACUUCUAAUACAAUUCAUUUCAUGCUUUUUAUGCGCUUCAGAUGCUGAAGCAGGUGUAUUUGCAGAUGCUUUAGGCAACAGUGGGUUUAGAAAAAGACAGAUAUUUGGCAAAAGUUAAGCUCAAAGAAUAAGGUUUACAGCCGUGGAAAAAAAAUUAAGAGGCCACCUCGAAAUGAGCCGUUUUUCCGUUAUUACUACUUAUAGGCAUGUGUUUCAGUAAAAUGAACAUUGCUGUUUUAUUCAAUAAACUACUGACAACAUUUCCUCCGAAUUUCGAAUGAAAGUAUUGUCAUUGAGCAUUUAUUUGCAUAGACCAGCAUAGACAUCAGUUUCAGAAUAGGUAAAACAAAGACGUCCAACAUGUCCUUCAGUGCAACGGAUACUUUUGCUUACCGUAAAUGCAAAAAAAGAUUUAUUUAUUAUUAUUUUUUUUUUGGCUUUCAUGCAUUCACUUUUCAAAAAAAUGUUUUGAAAUUUCAUGUUUUUCACAGUUACAGUAAGCAAAGGCAUCUGUUAGCACUGAAGGACAGUGUCAUGUUGGACGUCUUUGACCCAUUUGAGGUAGAGAAUUUAA
Molecule: messenger RNA, 4268 nt
Organism: Engraulis encrasicolus (European anchovy)
Lineage: Eukaryota; Metazoa; Chordata; Actinopteri; Clupeiformes; Engraulidae
Gene: traf3ip2l
Product: TRAF3 interacting protein 2-like
Exons: 9
Coding region: 132-1511 (459 amino acids)
Biological process (GO): positive regulation of canonical NF-kappaB signal transduction; humoral immune response
Source: RefSeq, a predicted model, not a curated record